Molecule: messenger RNA, 561 nt
Organism: Racocetra persica
Lineage: Eukaryota; Fungi; Glomeromycota; Glomeromycetes; Diversisporales; Gigasporaceae
Source: the annotation of a GenBank genome assembly
UUGCACCUCGAAAGUAAUUUUAUGAAUUGGACAUCUAAUGAUGCUUUAAUUGAUAAGCUUAUUCAAAAUUGCCAAUCGAAGUGUCCAAGAGUAGAUAGGAUUAUUGAAUAUGUUCCUUUUGAAAAUUUUAAAGAUAUUAAAUAUAAAACAAAGGGUGGAUUUGGUUCUAUAUAUACUGCUACUUGGGCUGACGGUUGGAUAGUUGAUUGGAAUGAAGAAGCUCAAGGAUUUAUAAGAUCCGGAGCAAAAGAAGUUAUUAUAAAAUCAUUAAAAAACUCUGACAAUUUGAAUAUCGAAUAUUUUAAAGAGGCAAUGUCACAUAUAAUAUUCUCAAGUUCAAAUUCAAAUGAUGAUACUAAAUAUAAUUAUGAAGUUGAUGAAUGUUUGCAAAUGAAUAGUGACGGUUUAUCAAUCCCAAAGCUAGAUUCAUGUCAAGACAAUAUUGACAACAAAAUUGAUAAUGCUAGUGGAAAUAUGGAAAUGGAUGAAAAGAAUAGAUGGAACUCCACUUCAAAUUUUGGUCAAAAUGGACCAGAAACUAUAAAUCUCAAAUGUGGUUAG